Alnus glutinosa is the source of this 1104-nucleotide messenger RNA. Its product is annotated as putative pectinesterase 63. Lineage: Eukaryota; Viridiplantae; Streptophyta; Magnoliopsida; Fagales; Betulaceae. Gene Ontology annotation, molecular function: pectinesterase activity. The transcript is spliced from 4 exons. Gene Ontology annotation, biological process: cell wall modification. Bases 1 to 1104 code for a protein of 367 amino acids. The record is from RefSeq and is a predicted model, not a curated record.
AUGGCACGAAAAACGACAUGCAUCGCGGUCCAUGCAGCUCUUACGACAAUUCUCCUCGUUGCCACCUCUGUCAUCUCCGACGAUGCAACGCCGAUUCCGGCCGACAAGUCACAAGUGAACUCCUGGUUUCAGAACAACGUCAAGUCGUUCGCAGCGCGCAAGGGUACUCUAGACCCUGCACUUGUGAAGGCCGAGGAAGCUCCAAAGGUUAUUACGGUUUCCAAGACUGGAAGUGGAAAUUUCAAGACCAUCUCCGAUGCCGUCAACAGCAUUCCGGCGGGGAACACAAGACGUGUAAUUGUGCGUAUUGGAGGCGGACAGUUCAAUGAGAAAAUUACAGUUCCCCGGACGAAGCCGUUUGUUACUUUUUAUGGGUCGCCAAGCAGUAUGCCAACUUUGACAUAUUCCGGCAAUGCGGCGCGGUAUGGAACCGUGGAUAGUGCCACCUUGAUCGUGUUCUCUGAUUACUUCACCGCCGCAAAUAUUAUUAUUGUGAAUUCUUCACCAAGGCCUGAUCCGAGACAAAAGGGAGGUCAGGCGCUUGCAUUGAGGAUAGCCGGCGACAAGGCUGCCUUGUACAAUUGUAAAAUCAAAGGAUUUCAGGACACCGUCUGUGACGACAAGGGCAACCAUUUCUUUAAGGACUGCUACGUUGAAGGCAGUGUUGAUUUCAUAUUUGGAAGUGGCAAAUCUCUUUAUUUGAACACUGAAUUACAUGUACUUGGGGAUGGUGGAAUCACGGUGAUCACAGCACAAGGCAGGCAAUCUGCCUCGGAAAACACUGGAUUUUCGUUUGUACAUUGCCGCGUAACUGGCACCGGCGAUGAUACGUACUUAGGAAGAGCAUGGAUGUCCCGGCCCAGCGUGGUUUUCGCGUACACCACCAUGAGCAGCGUUGUCAAUGCCGCCGGAUGGAGCGAUAACUUCCACCCAGAACGCGACAGCACUGUUUACUUUGGAGAAUACAAGAACUCCGGACCCGGUUCAAGUCUUUCUAAACGCGCCAAGUACGGCAAGCGAUUGGGUGACAUUGAAGCCAAAAAAUUCCUCAGCCUUGUCUAUAUCAAGGGUUCCUCAUGGUUGCUUCCUCCUCCAUCGAUGUGA